Messenger RNA from Phanerochaete carnosa HHB-10118-sp, 636 nucleotides. RefSeq lists its product as uncharacterized. The record is from RefSeq and is a predicted model, not a curated record. The transcript is spliced from 6 exons. Lineage: Eukaryota; Fungi; Basidiomycota; Agaricomycetes; Polyporales; Phanerochaetaceae. Gene Ontology annotation, biological process: fatty acid beta-oxidation. Gene Ontology annotation, molecular function: enoyl-CoA hydratase activity. The annotation marks the transcript as partial. Gene Ontology annotation, cellular component: mitochondrion.
GUCUCGGCACCCGCUGAACAUGUGCUGCUGAUCGCCAUGAGCCGGCCAAAGGCGUUGAACAUGUUCGACGAGCAGAUGGAGGACGAGAUGAGACAGGUGCUCGAGUGGGCGGACGAGGACAAGGACGUCUGGGCCAUGGUUUUGACGGGGGAAGGUGGCGUAUUCUGUGCCGGAGGCGAUAUUAAGCUGUACCGCCCUUCUGAUCCAAUUCCCCCGUCCCUUUUCUAUGGGAUGACACCCGAAGGAUUCGGUUACCUCUCGCGUCGCCCUCGGGCCACCAAACCCAUCAUUGCCGCCGUGAAUGGCAUGGUGAUUGGCGGGGGCCUCGAGAUCGUGCUCAACUGUGACAUUGUAGUCGCCAGCGACAAGGCUAGGUUUGGGCUUCCGGAGACAAAGAAUGGCCUGGUCGCCAUCCACGGAGCUUUACCGAGGCUCGCGAGGGUUGCAGGCCAUCAGGCGAGCCUCGCUUCUGAGGCCUAUCUCAUGGGACGGACUCUCACUGCCAAGGAGGCCCACGCUCGGUUCGGCUUCGUGAACCGCGUGGUCCCGCACGACUUCGUGCUCUCAGCCGCGCUAGGACUCGCUUCGCAGAUUGUCUCUCUGGCAAAAUCUGCUAGCGCAAACGCGCCAGGAUCC